AUGACUGGCAGUCCUCAACUCACGACUUCAGACGACGUUGGCUCCGAUUCGGUCCGUCGCGUUGGAAGGUUCAGCAUCUCCAAGAUAGAACAGUCGGAGGACGCUCCAGCUGUCAAGCCGAAAACGACUCCGGAAGACGAGCAGGACGCAGCCAUUAAAUUAGCAGCAGCGAAUGUGGUGGAUGAGCUGUUGGCAGCCUACGCCGCGGCCACCGCCGAAGAGGACGAAGAGAGCGAUCUCUGUGAAAGUUCCGCCAGCGUGAGUGACAAAGAGAAUAACCCAUCGAACGAUGAUGAAUCUCUUGAAGAACUCGCUUUCGAAGAAGAGGGCCCGACGGAGGAGGCCUGCGUUCCGACCGUGUCGAUCCUCCCACUCAUCUGUGGACAGUGCAAUUAUCAAUCCACCUCGCAGCGCGAUCUCAUCAAUCACAUGAACACGUGCAACAACGGACGACCUUUCCCCUGCAAAUACUGCAACUACGCUUGUGGUAGCAUGCGGGAUCUUCGUGAGCACGAAAAACUACACAGGGAGAGCAAGUAUAUCUGCGAUGUUUGUGGGAAGAUAUUCCGCGACCCUCAACGCCGUGAUCUCCACCGUGACGGACACGUUGGUUCGAUCACUUGCAGCCUGUGCGGUCUCUCUUUCCCGACUCACCGCAGCUUCAACGAUCACGUCCGAUCCCUCCACCCGGAAAGGAGCCGCCAUCGUGAGGGACGGAGCGCCAGCGCAGCCUCAAAUCUGAGUUAAAUCCUCAAAGGUUUCGAAUCGGCUAGAAGUCCUGACGAAGGUAGAUCAGGCAUAGCGCAUCCCGUCGAGGGUCAGCACUCGCAGUACUGUGCUAGGCUGGGAGAUGUCCUGGUGAGAUUGAGAGCCUUUGCACUACUCUAGAAUUCCCGUCUAUUGAAGAUUUCGGCUU
Molecule: messenger RNA, 916 nt
Organism: Galendromus occidentalis (western predatory mite)
Lineage: Eukaryota; Metazoa; Arthropoda; Arachnida; Mesostigmata; Phytoseiidae
Product: zinc finger and BTB domain-containing protein 17
Exons: 3
Coding region: 1-747 (248 amino acids)
Biological process (GO): regulation of transcription by RNA polymerase II
Cellular component (GO): nucleus
Molecular function (GO): RNA polymerase II transcription regulatory region sequence-specific DNA binding; DNA-binding transcription factor activity, RNA polymerase II-specific
Source: RefSeq, a predicted model, not a curated record